This is a messenger RNA of Lachancea thermotolerans CBS 6340, 459 nucleotides long. RefSeq names its product cytosine deaminase (gene FCY1). Gene Ontology annotation, cellular component: nucleus; cytoplasm. Gene Ontology annotation, molecular function: zinc ion binding; diaminohydroxyphosphoribosylaminopyrimidine deaminase activity. NCBI's taxonomy places the organism in Eukaryota, Fungi, Ascomycota, Saccharomycetes, Saccharomycetales, Saccharomycetaceae. Bases 1 to 459 code for a protein of 152 amino acids. The record is from RefSeq and is a predicted model, not a curated record. The transcript has a single exon.
AUGAGCAAGUGGGACGGAUUAGGCAUGGAAAUCGCGUAUAAGGAGGCCGCCAAGGGGAUGGAGGAAGGCGGUGUUCCGAUCGGAGGAUGUCUCAUCGACAAUCGUGACGGAACAGUGGUGGGGUCUGGUCAUAACAUGAGAUUCCAGAAAGGUAGUGCGACGCUUCAUGGUGAGAUCUCGACACUAGAAAACUGCGGACGUAUGAAGGGUUCCGUGUACAAGAACUGCACGCUGUACACGACGUUAUCGCCUUGCGACAUGUGUACAGGCGCAAUUCUGCUGUAUGGGAUCCCCCGCUGCGUGGUGGGCGAGAACGUCAACUUCAAGGGUGAUGGUGAGCGUUAUCUUGCCGAGCGCGGCUGCGAAGUGCGUGUGGUUGACGAUGAAAAGUGCAAGAAAAUUAUGAAGCAGUUUAUUGACGAGAGACCACAGGACUGGUUCGAGGAUAUUGGAGAGUAA